Messenger RNA from Prosopis cineraria, 1489 nucleotides. Its product is annotated as protein ECERIFERUM 2. The coding region runs from base 46 to 1350 and encodes 434 amino acids. The transcript is spliced from 2 exons. Lineage: Eukaryota; Viridiplantae; Streptophyta; Magnoliopsida; Fabales; Fabaceae. Gene Ontology annotation, molecular function: acyltransferase activity, transferring groups other than amino-acyl groups. The record is from RefSeq and is a predicted model, not a curated record.
CCCCUUCUCAUUCAUACACAGAAACAGUCUCGUCCUCUUUUCGCUAUGGGUUCACUUGGCAACAUCAAAAACAUGCCUCUGAGGUCCAGGAUCUCAACGGUGGUCCCGGCGACGCCUUGGAGCGAUCAAAACAGUGCGUACGAACUCCAGAACAUGGAUUUACUCUUGAAACUUCACUACAUCAGAUCAGCUUAUUUCUUCAGCAACGAUGCCGUCCAAGGUUUCUCUAACUACGACUUGAAGAAGGCCAUGUUUCAUCUGCUUGACACGUACUCUCAUGUCUCGGGCCGGAUCAGGAGAUCCGAUUCCGGAAGGCCGUUCAUCAAGUGCAACGACGCCGGCGUACGGGUCGCGGAGUCGUAUUGUGACAAAACCCUCGCCGAAUGGAUCGCCGACGCCGGAUACUCCAUAGACGGCCUCGUUCAAGACCACGUCCUUGGCCCUGAUCUUGGCUUCUCUCCUCUUGUUUUCAUCCAGUUUACAAGGUUUCAAUGUGGAGGGUUGACCGUGGGCCUCAGCUGGCCUCACGUUCUCGGAGACGCUUUCUCUGCUCUCAACUUCAUCGCCCUUUGGAGUAAGAUAAUGGCGGGUCACGUGCCUCCUAAGGCUCUUCAGGUGUCCACUCACACCAAACCGGAGCUUCCUCCUUCAGUCUCCGAUAAGCCGAUAUCUGCGAAAAGGUCCGUCGAUGUCGGGGAACGAUGGCUAGUUGCAGAUCACAGAAACGUGAAAAACCACUCUUUCCGCCUCACGUCGAAGCAACUUAACCAUUUGGGAGCAACAAUAACUACUACUGCUCCUGCUUCGUAUUUUGAAAUUCUCUCCGCUAUAGUUUGGAAAUCCCUUUGUCAGAUAAGGGAGGAUGCUUCUGGGAUAAAUACUGUGACGAUCUGUACGAAUGGAUCUAUGCGAAAAGAAGGUGAUUUCCCGAUCAAUGGCUUGGUGUUCAGUAAAGUGGAGGCUGAUUUUGCAGUGGAGAAAUCGGACGUGUCAGAAUUGGCGAAGCUGAUUGGUGAGAAGAAGGCGGUGGAGAAUAAUAUCUUGGAAAAGACGGUGGAAGAAGACGAAGGAAAAGGGGAUUUCGUGGUUUAUGGAGCAAGCUUAACAUUUGUUGAUUUGGAAGGAGCUGAGUUUUAUGAGGUGAAACUGAAUGGUCGAAAACCUAUUCUGGCGAACUGUGCUUUUCAAGGAGUGGGUGAUGAAGGUGUCGUCUUAGUUCUUCCGGCACCGGAGGGAGAUGAUAAUGUUGAAGAUGGAGGCGGCAACGGAAGAAUCAUCACCGUGGCUCUUCCUCCCAGUGAACUUGAACAACUCAAAACUAAGAUGGAAACAGAUUGGGGUAUUGUUUAAGAAUACCGUUGAAAUACUGACAGUGAUUUAAGAAUAUCAUGAGUUAUAAUGUUUUAUUUAAUUAUAUUUUCACUAAGUUAGUGAUAAUGAUCAUUCGAGUUGUGCUUUGGGAAUAAUGAAUCCAUUACUCAUUUAACGA